Notechis scutatus (mainland tiger snake) is the source of this 1536-nucleotide messenger RNA. It is a transcript of the gene SVIP, whose product is annotated as small VCP interacting protein. Gene Ontology annotation, biological process: negative regulation of retrograde protein transport, ER to cytosol; negative regulation of ERAD pathway; positive regulation of autophagy. The record is from RefSeq and is a predicted model, not a curated record. NCBI's taxonomy places the organism in Eukaryota, Metazoa, Chordata, Lepidosauria, Squamata, Elapidae. Gene Ontology annotation, cellular component: endoplasmic reticulum membrane.
GAAAACAGCCUGGCGGCGGGUAGCUUGCGAGGAGGCCCGCUGGUCAAAGGACGACGGGGCGGGGCUCGCAUUUGCAGUCGCCGCCUGGCCCAGAGUGUUGCAGGCGGGUCGGGAUGGGGUUGUGCCUGCCCUGCCUGGGGGGAGCUGCCGACCAAGUGGUGGAGACGCCGGACCCAGAAAUUAGAAGGCAGCAACUUGCAGAAGCAGCAGAAAAAAGACAAAUGGAGGCUGCGUCUCGUGGUAUUAAGAAUCUCUCUUCUGUGGAACAAAAAAAACGAAAACAAGAAGAAAUGGAGAAACGUCUUGAAUCUGGAAGCCACGAACCAGAAAAAGGCAAUCUAAGGUGGCAGGUUGGAUAAAAUACUGAACUGCUUCAGAAUGAAGAAGGGUGAAGCUUUGUCCUGCCAAUAACUUGCCGGUUGCUGCAGAUGAAUUAAACUUGUUAAUUGUUUGACGUUUAAUUGAAGAUGCAGCAGUAUUUUGCCAUUGUAGCAGGGUAGCUGACAUACAUGCACUAAGGAUGAAACAACACUUCACAAUACCCAGCAAAGGUGCCCCAAUCACUUCCUGUUUGUGUUGCCAUAGUGUGUAACGUUGCAUGUCUAAAUGUACUGGAGGGUUGAAUUAUGGGAGUUACUUAUGUAAACAGAUGCCAUUUUUAUUCCUUUGUGAUCAUGGGGAACAAUUCGGUUUUCCAAAGUGCCCUUUGUUAAACUUGUUUCCAUCUCACCCCAUGUUAUACUUGUGUGAUUCAGUUCAAUCCAGUCCACAAUCCUUGAAUCCCUCACAGUGGAUUAAAUGACUGGAACAAACAGGCUUGUUUUAAGAGUAAGAAAUUUAGAAUCAAAGCUUUAGUGCCUUCUGCUGGUUACACAUUUAACUGCUGCAUUGCCAUGAGGUGAAAAAUCCCUAUCCUUGUGUCUUAAGUUUACACGUUAUGCCUAUGUGCAGGAUUUACAAAAAUACAGGCCGAAAUACUGGACUCUAUUUUUUUUAAAUAAACAAGUGAAAGAAUACCUACAGGUGUUCUGCUUUACCACUUGGGUAUGCAGUUUGGAAGAAAAACUCAUGAAAAGACAGCUGUAUGAUCCUACUUUUUUGUGAUGAAAUUUCUUUAUAAAAAUUACUUAAUUCUUAAAAACUGGUUCGAGAACAUUAUUCUGCAGAUACAGGCAGUGUAAAAAUAUAUUUAUAAUGUCAUUCAUAUUAACAAUACUGGAAUAAAUAUAAAUAUAUUAUGUGACCUUUGCAGCUUAUCUGGAAGUGACGUAAAAAGAAACAGUACAUUUGUUGAACUUCUAAACUAAUAUAGGAAAUGUUCAGACAUCUUGAAUUUUAAGCAAGGAGUAGUGUUGACUUUUAUGAGAGAAAUGAAGGUGCAGUUUAUCUUGCUUUGUAUCAGAAAUAAAGAUAAUUGCUUCUUAUUCCCAGUAUUACAAAUAUUGAUUUUUUUGAAAAAAUGCUUUAGAAAUAUAUUUAAAAGUUAUGACAAGUGUUGUAUAUGUAGAGAUAUGUCUGAGAAUAAAAUGUGCAAAU